Messenger RNA from Mesorhabditis spiculigera, 657 nucleotides. NCBI's taxonomy places the organism in Eukaryota, Metazoa, Nematoda, Chromadorea, Rhabditida, Rhabditidae. The record is from the annotation of a GenBank genome assembly.
AUGGGUGACUCACAAGAAUUGGCGUAUGGAAGGCCGGGUAGGCGUCUUACAGCAGAUCAAGAGUUCGCGAAUGAAAUGAUGAACUUUCUGAGGGCAGCUUUUCAUCAACUAUUGUACCAAUACGGCUGCUAUCCGUCGAGCUCGUUUAUUGAGAAGAAUUUUGAACAAUUGCCAGUCAAGAGAUGUACCUCCAAGGAUGUAGUCGAAUAUUGCGAGGCGCAAGUCGAACUCGCUCGCAACUUGCUCAAACGGAGAAAGCUGGAAGGCGUGAUGAUUAGGUUCAUGGACAAGUAUGAGACGCCAAUCCUCGAGUACGACUUCGAGCUCCGCAACCAGGUCAUGCACAAAUUAGACACGUCUUGGGCUCCGAUGGGCUAUCGGGAUUAUCUGCGACAUCACUAUCGGGAAGCCCUCGGUCAAAUCUGUUCUCUUUCAUUGCCGCCGGCACUUUUGAAGAAGCUAAAAGCGGAAGAGCACCGGGCUGAAUUUCAUCUGUUUUUGAACCCCGAAGUGCGAAACGUCGCCUUAUAUGAUAGCCGGGCAGUUGUCGUGGAGCUCGCCAAUUUCAUGAUCCGCCCAAAGUGCCUGGAGAAUGAUCAACAGAUCGGCACUCACGAUUACACGGCAGCAUUCCAAGCGCGCUACACAAGGAACUUC